Messenger RNA from Nannizzia gypsea CBS 118893, 4839 nucleotides. RefSeq names its product Sec7 domain-containing protein. Lineage: Eukaryota; Fungi; Ascomycota; Eurotiomycetes; Onygenales; Arthrodermataceae. The coding region runs from base 1 to 4839 and encodes 1612 amino acids. The transcript is spliced from 3 exons. The record is from RefSeq and is a predicted model, not a curated record. Gene Ontology annotation, biological process: regulation of ARF protein signal transduction. Gene Ontology annotation, molecular function: guanyl-nucleotide exchange factor activity.
AUGCCCUCUUCCUACCGAAACCCUUUGUCCAGGGCCUCUCGACACCCUGAUCACCGUCCGCAGACACCACCCCAGUACCGCAAAGAGACCGUUUCGACCAGAAGCCGCCAACUCGUUCGACCCUCCUUUCCUGAAACAUUUCUCGAUGACUUCAACCCAAUUGACCGCCAUAAUAAUAAUCACGGAGACGUUCAAGAUGUGGACUCUGUCGACGAAGACGAGCGGGAUCCACACGACCUGUCCUUGAAUCCUGCACUCGGUGUACGGUCGUCGGUCGUAGAUAAUAUGCUCCUCUCUCUCGACCAAUUCUCGCCUUCCGACGCUGCAGACUGUUCAUUCGACGACAGUCUCCCUUACGACUCUCCUCACCAACAGCAGGAGUCCUUUUCAGCUUAUUCCUCCUACCAUCACCACUCCGACAACAAUAGUAAUAACCAUAAUAAUUUCUCCAGCUCCGCCAACAGCAGGAUCUUCAGCAACAGAAACAAUAACAGCUACAACAACGACAACAGCAACGGCAACGACACCAGCGACAAUACCCGGUUUAGAUCCCACACGCUCUCCUCUUCUGUCUCGUCGGACGUGGAGCCAUACACUCACAAAGGUAGCCACGGCCAGAGACACCGUCACCAGAAUCGCCACGAGGCAGACGGCAGAGGGUAUCGCAGUAAUAGCAACCCGAAGAAGCAGCCCACAAUUCGGCACGUCGAUGGUAGCUCUGAGGGCGAGCGAACGACCUACAGGAGUAAAGUGUAUGAUUCUCAGAGAGCAAUUAGCUCAAAUGACCGUUCCCAAAGUCGGACAACCCCUCGUUUUGUAAGGAGAGAAAGCACCGGCAGCGCGUCCUCCAGCAUCGACCUAAACGAGAUGCUUGCUACUACUUCGAUAUAUGGAACACGAAGGUCGGCCAGUUUCGACUACGGUUCUACCUUGCCGUCACGAGCCAAUGGGAGAGACCCUUCCUUUGGUCACCGUGAUACCAUGAUGCAGUACGAUGACAUGAAUGCUGCCCCGACCCCAACGGUCCUGCUAGGCCCUAGGAAAGAAUUUGCUCCUCCAGCCCUGUCUGAUCAUGCCAGCACUGUCCAUGCUUCCACUCCUCCGGAGACCUCCCGAACCCCGUCGUUGGCUCACAAAAACAGCACGAGAUCCGCGCGAAGCAUGUACUCUAGAAAGAACAAGAGUGACACGUUGGGUACUUCGACAAUCAGAGGCCGAAAUGAUGAGUAUAAUAAAUAUUUCGGGGAAUCUCAAGACCUAAUUCCUCCUGUUCCUGCUUUGAACCAGUCGUCGGCCCCCAGCCCUACCAUUGCGCGCUCAAAGCAACCGCUCCCUGCGACUUUCCCCGUUGAAAACGUCAGCACGCCUCCAUCAAAGGAGCGUCAGGGAUUUUUCAGACGGGUAUUUGGCUCUUCCAAACAAUCUUCCCCCUCACAGUCCGACGUGAGCCCUCACUCGGCACGAGAUAACGAGACCGACCCCUCGAGAUACGAUAACGUCUCAAUCCAUCCACGGCCCUAUCGACCACCUCCAGUUCCAAGGGAUCCCUCCACAGCCAACAAUGCCACCCGUGAGAAUCCUCCGGUCGUGACGAAGAAGCCCUCAUCCUUUUUCCGUCGGCGCAAGAAGUCUGUAGUUGAAAACGUUCCUCCACCUCUUCUUCCGCUCUCGAAUUUGAGUUCCACGGAGGUGCCUAAACCCGAAUCCCUGGAAACCGAGAAAUUGAGAAUCAGUCCUGCAACAGAUUCUCUCCGCACGGACAGCCUCAGCAGGGCUAUGAAACCGUACCUGUCGGACAUGGAUUCGCCCAAACAUUCACCCACACAUUCAUCGAAGCCCUCCAGUCGCGGUGGCAAGUCACGAGACCAGCAAGAAACCGAUGAGUCUGAUAUUGAAUCGCCCGUCAAACGAGAAAAACUCCGGGUCAAGGCACCCGAAAUCAAGUCCUCGAAGAAACUUCAAAAACUGGGCUAUUUAUCCAAUCCCAAUUCUUCCCGUCGAGCUGCGGGCGCGUCAAAGACAAGCCCCAAAUCUAACUCCCACUCACGAGCCACCAACUUUGACGGCUCGUUCCUCGCAGACAGCAGCGGAAAUGAAGGGUUGAGCACAAAGCAUUCUGGAAACAAGAACAAGCAAUCGCGCAGACCACAGACAAGCCCCGACCCUCCAAGCCAGCAAUAUGAGCAUUCUACCCCCAGACCCAAGGGUGAACUUGUGCUUUCUGAUCGAGUAAAUGGCGGGAAAUCCCAGAGCGGCGACUCGAAUUCUAACUCAUUACUGGAACCAACGAUCUCUCCAGCACAUUCAAAGCAGGCCUCAGCUCCCGCCAGUCCGAACAGCACACAGUCUGAGCAUACCUCCAGGCAGAAGCAAGCAGGCCUUCACAUCGAUACGUCUGGAAAGCCUUUAUUCGCCACAGAUAAAGACAAAUCUCCCCGAAUAUCAACGUCAACUUCAAUCACGUCUAACUACCAUACUGCCCAGAGUACUCCUGUUCCUAGCAGUGACGAAAACCUCGCCUGGGGAAGUACGGCCAUGGCACCGUCUCAGGGCAAUUUGGAUACAACCGAUGGCGGGCUUCAUGAGAAUACGCCUUGUCCUGAAGAUAGACAGCAGGCUCAGAAGAUAUUUGACAAUAACGAUGAGGAGUUGGCUGCUGGGCGAUAUACAGCUGCUUGGUUGGGAACGCCGGACAGGGGGAUGCUUCGAAAGGCAUAUAUGGAUCUCUUCGAUUGGUCCGAUAUGAAUAUUCUCUCGUCAUUGAGGAGUUUAUGCACCAAGAUUGCAUUAAAAGGCGAGGCCCAGCAGGUAGACAGAGUGCUGGACGCGUUUUCAUGCAGAUGGUGUGAAUGUAAUCCUAACCAUGGCUUCAAAGCAACCGAUGUUGUUCAUACCAUAUCCUACUCCUUGCUCUUGCUCAACACUGAUCUCCACCUUGCAGACAUUGAGCAAAAGAUGACCAAGCCCCAAUUCAUUAAAAACACUAUGCCUACUAUUCAGCGAGUUGUAACUGAAGCUGCUCCAGAAGCAUUCGGCACAUCUCAGUCGUCAAGGCCUCAGACCAAACAGACUGCUGAGUCGGAGGGGUCGCACCCUAAAAAUUCCCCGGUACCUUACCUGGACAAGCAAUUCAGCCACUCGCCAACCACAAUUGAGAGAUCAGAUGAACCACCAACUAUCGAUAUCCCCAUUAUUGAACACCCUAGCAUGCCACCUCCCCGUCUAUCAAGCCGCGCCUCAUUUCUCGAUACAGGUCAUGGACUGCAAUCUCUGGCUGGCCCGCUUGUAUCAACUCCGUUUAACGGAACGAUGAAGGCAUGGGAAGCCCAAGUUGAAAUGGUACUCAAGGACUACUACACCUCUAUUCAUAAACAGAAGCUGCCCCUUAGAGGCGUCACUACAGAGAGCGAUGAGCAUAUUCCUGCUCAUGGCGGAUUCCUUACCCUUACGCAUAACAUGCUCCGAAGGACUCCGAGUACGAUAAGUCGGGCCGGUGCGGGAGACACUUACCGCGGCCGAGGCGCUGAAAAUCGUCUGAAUGCGGCCCGAUGGUCCUCAAAAGCAAGGUCUCGCCCUCGUCUUUACCCGCCGUCAGCCAUGGGUUCGAGCCGUACAAGCUUAGAUGACCAGUCGUUUGUCUGGUCGCCUUCUGGUUCGAGCACCUGGAGCAAGAACUCUCUUGGAAAGACCCUGACCUCGAUGUCGGUUGAUUCUCUGGGGUCCGAAUAUCCUCGGGGUGACUAUCAGCAAUCGAUUGGGUUUGCGAAUGCCUUGAGCCAUGCUAUCAUCCGUGAGGAUUCAGCUCACUCUAUAGCCCCCUCGGAAGAUCCUGCGCGAGUUGCAAUGGUUCUAGAAGACGAGGGUCUCGAACUUGCCGGUGCUCCAUGGGCAAAAGAAGGCAGUCUAAAGCACAAACACCAUCUUGACUCGAUCGACAAGCGAGCGAAGGAUAGAAACUGGAACGAGACCUUUGCCGUCAUCCAAAGAGGCUGGAUGCGUCUUUUCUCAUUCAACUCUAAUAAUAAGUCCAGUCGUCUGAAGCCCAAGCAACGUCAGAAUGGAGGGUUAGUAGUCGGAGGCGGCAACUGGAUGGAAAACGCAGACGAGACGUGGAAGUUCCUACUUCGACAUACCAUUGCCAGCGCCCUUCCGGCUCCAGGAUACUCCAAAUCACGCCCUCACGUAUGGGCUCUUAGUCUGCCCACCGGCGCUGUGCACUUGUUCCAAGUAGAAUUCGUCUCAACAGCCAACUACUGGAGUGCCCGGCUGUCCAAAGGCCCUCUGUUCGGUGCGGUCAGCAACAUCGAGUAUGGCUGGAGUGACGCCGUCAUCAACAACGCCGUCUCAAGCCUUGAUGAUUCUAAUCUCCCGAACAGUGCCCCGUCAUCAAGCAGCUCAGCUCCUCUUCCUCGACCCAGUCUGCAGAGCUCCAUCCGUAGCUCUAUAGACCAAGGCGUCCGCCCUCGCCUGCCAGCCGACCGGAUCGUGCUCAGCGACUGGCGGCCGCCUCAGCAAAGCAUGAUGGCUUCCACAUCCUCCGAAGCGGAGCAACUAGAGACGCUCCGCAGCUACGUGAAACAUGUGGAGCAGGAACUCCAGCGUCACAACGAGCUACGUCCUGCUCUCAUGCUUGCCUUCACCCCAAAACACGCGAACUACUCCAAGGCUCUGCAUAACUGGGAACGCAAGUCUUCAUAUCUUCUCAGAGAGAUUGUCAAAUUCCGCACCUACAUCGACAGCCUGGUGUGGGCAGAGACACAGAGGGAACGGAUCUACCAGGCCGACGCCGCUAAAGAGGAAGAAUCGAAUACAGGCAACCCUGCCCCCGUCGAGACCUAG